UCUACACAUCCAAAUGUUUCUAUUUCUACCUAUGGCGUCAUCUUCAACAGGACUAUAUUAUUUUACACAAACAAGGAUUACUCUACACGGUACCAGAACAAUCUUCAAGCGGUUUGUAAAGUCACACACCAACCCUUUCUAUACUUAUCCUUCACCAUCACAUUCACAGAAUCCUCUUUCAGUUAUUAACUUCACGCCAAUAAAAAAAUUUCACUCUCAACCUACUGUUCACGCCAAGAAUCUGCGUAAUUGCUGGUCUGGAAGUAGUAAAAGUGAUCGAUCAGAAACUGGGGCUAAAAUGACUGUCACAGCCAUUCCAUGCAUUAAAGACCGUUCUCUUAUGAUCAAUGGGAAAGUUUUGUUGUCUGGAGUUCCGUCAGAAGUCACUGUUUAUCCUUUAACUGCUGCUGGUUCUUCAUCCUGUUCAUCUGCUGCUUUUCUUGGUGCAAGUUCAUGUGUACCCAGUUCGAGACAUGUUUUCUCUCUUGGAGUUCUUCAGGAAUGCAAGUUUUUGUGUCUCUUCAGACACAAAAUUUGGUGGAUGAUACCACGUGUUGGGAAAUCGGGAAGUGAAAUCCCAAUCGAAACUCAGAUGCUUCUGUUGGAAGUGAAGGAAGAGUCUGCAGUAUAUGAUGUUGAUUCUGCACGACAAUCUUUGGACAACACUUUCUAUAUCUUGUUAUUGCCCUUACUGGAAGGACAAUUCAGAGCAUCCUUGCUAGGGACGCCUGCAAAUGAGCUUGAGCUCUGCGUUGAAAGUGGGGAUGCUUAUGUCCAAACUACUCGGGUAUCAGAAGCAGUCCUCAUAAAUUCUGGGGAGGACCCAUUUGAACUCAUCAAGAACUCCUUCAAGAUACUCGAGAAGCACAUGGGUACUUUUACUCAUAUUGAACACAAAAAGAAACCUGUACAUUUAGACUGGUUUGGAUGGUGCACGUGGGAUGCUUUCUAUAAAGACGUUAAUCCACGGGGAAUUAAAGAAGGUCUUGAAAGAUUUAUAGAAGGAGGUUGCCCUCCGAAGUUCUUGAUAAUUGAUGACGGAUGGCAAGAUACAUUUAACGAAUUCCAGAAGGAGGGGGAACCAUUUAUUCGAGGAACAGAGUUUGCUAGUAGAUUAAUGGACAUCAAGGAAAACAGCAAGUUUUUAGGCUUAGGAGCAGACUUGUGCACUGAUCUGCACGAGUUUGUGGAAUUCAUUAAAGAAAAAUAUGGACUGAAGUAUGAUUUAGUUUUGAAAGUUGUUUUCUUCGCAAUGGUUUCCUUGCUGAAAACUUUUAACAUUAUUGAUUCAUGUAGAUUUGUUUACGUUUGGCAUGCCUUGGUUGGUUAUUGGGGAGGACUCUCUCCAUCAUCAGAGAAAAUGAAAAAGUACAAUCCAAAGAUAUCAUAUCCUGUACAGUCUCCCGGCAAUGUUGGAAAUCUUCGAGAUAUAGCCAUGGAAAGUUUGGAAAAAUACGGAAUCGGCUUAGUCGAUCCACAGAAAAUUUAUGACUUCUAUAUUGAUCUCCAUAGCUACCUCUCACAUUGUGGUAUUGACGGAGUCAAGGUGGACGUCCAAAAUGUCAUAGAGGCACUAGGCACGGGCUAUGGUGGACGAGUCGUCCUCACUAGAAAAUAUCAAGAAGCACUCGAGGAUUCCGUCGCAAGAAAUUUUAAAGAAAAUAAUGUGAUUUGCUGCAUGUGUCACAACUCUGACUCCAUUUACAGCUCAAAGAGAUGUGCAACUGCAAGAGCAUCAGAAGAUUUCAUGCCGUGGGAACCUAUGUAUCAGACUUUACAUAUUGCUUCAGUGGCUUAUAAUAGCCUUCUUCUAGGGGAGAUUACGGUGCCAGAUUGGGACAUGUUUCAGAGCCAUCAUAACACAGCUGAGUUCCACGGUGCAGCACGAGCAGUGGGUGGAUGUGCAGUGUACGCUAGUGACAAGGCGACCGAACACGACUUUAAAUUACUCAAGAAGUUGGUGUUGCCUGAUGGCUCAAUCUUGAGAGCUAAAUAUGCUGGUCGGCCUACUCAGGAUUGCUUGUUUGUCGACCCGGUAAUGGAUGGGAAAAGCUUACUGAAAAUUUGGAACUUAAAUAAGUUGUCUGGAGUGAUUGGUGUUUUCAACUGCCAAGGGGCUGGAAAGUGGCCACUGAAAGAGGGAUCGAAAAACGUGUUUAAAUCUCUCGUCUUAUCGGGCCAUGUGAGUCCUCUUGACGUUCAUUUCCUUGGUGAAGUUGCUGGUGAAAAUUGGAGCGGAGAUUGUGCUGUCUAUGCUUUCCAUUCCGGAUCUCUUUCUAAAACUCCGAAAGAAGGUAGGCUCGAAGUGUCCCUGCUUACCCUUGAAUGCGAAAUAUUUACCAUCUCUCCAAUACGGAUUUUGAAUGAAAAUAUUCACUUAGCCCCGCUGGGAUUGAUUGAUAUGUACAACUCUGGGGGUGCGACUGAAAAUCUAUCCUGUCCGGAUUCUUCGGGAUGCAAAGUAAGAGUUGAUGUACGAGGUUGUGGCCGUUUUGGAGCCUAUUCUAGCAGGAAACCGAGCUAUUGCACUGUAGACGGGAAGAAAGAAGAAUUUACAUAUGAUGUCGAUAAUGGGUUACUGAUAGUUAAACUAGGAAGUGAAUGCAAUGUCAAGGUGAUAUACGUUUGGUAUUAAACCAAUUUGAAAAAUAUUUUUAACUUUGAUAGAAUUCUACAUUAAGGUGGUUACCCGCAGUUUGGACUGUUCUUUUUGGUAUUGUGUAUUUGUGUUGUCAUGCAUUGUAUUUGUAUUCCGUUCUCUUCUCUAAUUUCUUUCUUGUAUUUGUUAUGUAAUGGAUAUGAGGUUCGACUAUUGAUAAGAAUUGUUGUAUUGUAACUAUUCUUUCUUGUUGAGUGA
Olea europaea var. sylvestris is the source of this 2857-nucleotide messenger RNA. Its product is annotated as probable galactinol--sucrose galactosyltransferase 2. Lineage: Eukaryota; Viridiplantae; Streptophyta; Magnoliopsida; Lamiales; Oleaceae. The coding region runs from base 14 to 2635 and encodes 873 amino acids. The record is from RefSeq and is a predicted model, not a curated record. The transcript is spliced from 13 exons.